Messenger RNA from Oncorhynchus gorbuscha (pink salmon), 2795 nucleotides. Its product is annotated as polyadenylate-binding protein 1A-like. Gene Ontology annotation, cellular component: nucleus; cytosol; cytoplasmic stress granule. Lineage: Eukaryota; Metazoa; Chordata; Actinopteri; Salmoniformes; Salmonidae. The record is from RefSeq and is a predicted model, not a curated record. The transcript has 15 exons. The coding region runs from base 521 to 2428 and encodes 635 amino acids. Gene Ontology annotation, molecular function: poly(A) binding; mRNA 3'-UTR binding; poly(U) RNA binding.
CCAUAUUUCCCUCCUCUAAACCCCGGGUGAUAGUGCUGUGUGAACGCCAGCCCUUCCUCGCCACUUAUUCCAAGAAAAAAUGUAUAUCUAAAAAAAUAAAUAAAAUAAAAAACUUUUAACCUUAAAAACAUAUAUUUGUUUUAACCAACUCGUUGAAGCAGGAGUUGAUAUUCGAACUGAAGUGGAACGACCAGAAUGUUGCGCUGCGUUUCUCUGGUUACUGUUACCAUCCGCAACGGGAAAAGCCAGCAAGGACAUGUUGAUUUCAAGCUCUAUUUGGCGAAUUAUAUAGACAUUUUAAGCAACAUAUACGUAACGAACUGGUCGUAUUUUAAACGUUUCAAAUAUUUAUCUUCUAAAUGUAAACUUCAUUAGAACUUGUCCAGCUUGUUAAACUUUGCCAGCCAGCUGGUUUAGAUUCAACCCUCGAGUUAGCGUAACCAGACCCUUUUUUAAAUUACGAACAAUUUCGUCUGAAAGGUAACGUUUUUUUUUGUGUGUGUCGGAUUUCGUUCCGAAAAUGAACCCCGGUGCUCCUACUUACCCCAUGGCAUCCCUGUAUGUCGGUGAUCUUCAUCAAGAUGUGACCGAAGCUUUGCUAUAUGAAAAAUUCAGUCCCGCCGGGGCCAUCCUUUCCAUCCGGGUCUGCAGGGAUAUGAUCACCCGUCGUUCCCUCGGGUACGCCUAUGUCAACUUCCAACAGCCAGCUGAUGCUGAGAGGGCUCUAGACACCAUGAACUUUGACGUGAUCAAGGGUCGUCCUGUCCGCAUCAUGUGGUCUCAGCGUGAUCCAUCCCUGAGGAAGAGCGGGGUGGGCAACAUCUUCAUCAAGAACCUAGACAAAUCUAUUGACAACAAGGCCCUCUAUGACACAUUUUCUGCCUUCGGCAACAUCCUGUCCUGCAAGGUGGUUUGUGAUGAGAAUGGCUCAAAGGGCUAUGGCUUUGUGCAUUUUGAGACCCAGGAGGCUGCUGAAAGAGCCAUUGAGAAAAUGAACGGCAUGCUGCUCAAUGACAGGAAAGUGUUUGUGGGACGAUUCAAAUCUCGCAAAGAACGUGAGGCUGAGCUUGGUGCCCGGGCCAAAGAGUUCACCAAUGUUUACAUCAAGAACUUUGGUGAAGAUAUGGAUGAUGAGAAACUGAGGGAGGUCUUCAGCAAGUAUGCAGAGUAUGGCAGUGCCAUGAGUAUCCGCGUCAUGACUGAUGACAGUGGCAAAUCCAGAGGCUUUGGCUUUGUGAGCUUCGAGAGGCACGAGGACGCCCAAAAGGCUGUUGAUGAGAUGAAUGGGAAGGAGCUGAAUGGAAAGCUCAUCUACGUGGGCCGCGCCCAGAAGAAGGUGGAGCGUCAGACGGAGCUGAAACGCAAGUUUGAACAGAUGAAACAGGAUCGCAUGACGCGCUACCAGGGUGUCAAUCUCUACGUGAAGAAUCUUGACGAUGGAAUUGAUGACGAGCGCCUGCGUAAAGAAUUCUCCCCAUUCGGCACCAUCACCAGUGCCAAGGUGAUGAUGGAGGGUGGUCGCAGCAAGGGCUUCGGCUUUGUGUGCUUCUCCUCCCCGGAGGAGGCCACCAAGGCCGUGACAGAGAUGAACGGGCGCAUCGUGGCCACUAAGCCUCUGUACGUGGCGCUGGCCCAGAGGAAAGAGGAGCGCCAGGCUCACCUCACCAACCAGUACAUGCAGAGGAUGGCCACCGUCCGGCCCAUACCCAACCCAGUCCUCAACCCCUACCAGCCUGCCCCUCCUUCUGGGUACUUCAUGGCUGCCAUCCCACAGGCUCAUAACAGAGCUGCUUACUACCCUGCCAACCAGAAAGCCCAGCUGAGACCCAGCCCUCGCUGGGCCACCCAGGGUGUGAGACCUCAACACUUCCAGAACAUGCCAGGCUCCAUACGUCCUUCCACACCCAGACAGCCCAGCUUCAGCCCUAUGAGGCCAACCAACCAGGUGCCUCGCAUGAUGUCUACGCGAAGCGUGGGCCCCCAGACCAUGGGGCCCCGCGCCCCUUCGGCCACAGUGAGUGGAGCCCCGGUGCGUGGCGUGCCUCAGUAUAAGUACGCCACAGGAGUCCGCAACCCACAGAACCACAUUAACUCACAGCCCCAAGUCACUAUGCAGCAGACUGCUGUCCAUGUGCAGGGCCAGGACCCUCUGACUGCCUCCAUGCUGGCCGCUGCACCACCCCAGGAACAGAAGCAGAUGUUGGGUGAGCGCUUGUUCCCGUGCAUCCAGAACAUGCACCCCAGUCUGGCUGGGAAGAUCACUGGCAUGCUGCUGGAGAUAGACAACUCUGAACUACUUCACAUGCUGGAGUCUCCCGAGUCUCUCCGCUCUAAGGUGGAUGAGGCUGUGGCUGUGCUGCAGGCCCACCAGGCCAAGGAAUUAGUCCAGAAGACUGUCCCCAACUCUGCUGGUGGUCCGAGUGUCUGAGCCCAGGGAUGGGGAACCUUGGAACUUCAUCUUUUAAAAAAUGAUCAUUCUGAUGAAACUUUGGAAAAAGUUAACACCAAAACAAUGCAAAAAGAAAACCUGUUCUAAAAAGGCAAGUCUUCUUUCAGCCAGGCCUAGAGAAGAGCACACUGGCUUUGGAAAAAGUUUCAAAAUAAACAUUUAAAGUGUUUUAGAAGAGAAUUCCAUAUGAUGGAAUGAGGGCUUCCAGAAAGCGUUCCCUUCUGGUGUUUUAUUCCUUUUAGAUGUAUCAAUGUUUGGGGUGUACGUGGCCAGGAUGUUGAAUCACCCAGCCUUGUGAAAUGUACCUUUUACCUUUGUUUGCUUGAAUUAAACUUCUUAAACGAUU